GAACCCUGUUGGAACAAGGGCGAUGUUCCACAAAGGGGACCAAAUGAAACGCAGUCAGCUCAAAGAUCUGUUUCGAAUAUGUUCCCAAUGAAAGAAUGUAUGAUGCCUCAAUGAAGCUAAAAGUCCUGGUAUUGGUGUCUUGGGGAUUGGCUUGGUCUGUGACCGGAACCGGAAAUGAACGUCUAAGCCAGCAAGAUUUCCAUGGUUUAGCUAGAACCCCCCAAGAAUCGAAAAUCCGAUCAGAAGGACCACCUUGCUUUCAACCGGAAAGUAUUGCCCAUGGGGUGACGGAUUGGGACGGCAAGUCUUCCAUCUCGCGUUAUGCCUGCUUCCAGGGUUACCACUUGGUAGGACCACCCACGGUUGAAUGUCGAUAUGGACGGUGGUAUUCCGAGCAUGAGGGAGUCACCACGCCUACUUGCAAGCCAAUUACGUGCAAUCAUCCCCAUAUAAUCAACGGCCGAUUGGAAACGGGCGAGAGCGUUCGUUAUCGUUCAGGCGAGGAAGCUCAGGUCCUUUGCGAUGAAGGUUACCAAUUGAGGACCCCAUCUUUGACGGCCAAGAUUAUUUGUAAGGAAGAUGGCAGCUGGGACUCAUCGGAUCAUUCCCAGUUUCCAUCUUGUAGAGAAAAGGGAUGCCCAUUUCCUGACAGCUCCAUCCCAGCCAUCGAGAAUGGAAGUCUUGAAAUCAACGGGAUGCGUAUCGGGCAGAAUGGUCUCUAUAAACCGGGUUCAGUGGCUCUCUAUCAUUGCAAGCCUUCCUAUCUACUGGUUCCCUUAUCGGCUGGGAAACGUGUAUGUACCCGGGGGAAGUGGGGCGGGGCCUUGCCGGCUUGCAUCUCGGAGGCCCAAUCAUCCUUGGUUAGGGAGUACUGCCCAGCUCCGCCCUCCAUCAAUAAUGGGUACUACUACACGGACCGGGGAUCCGAAACGCCCUUAGCUUUGCCCAAGGCAUCUUCUAGAAUGAAUCAGUACGAAAGAGGCAACAUCGCCCGGUAUCAUUGCAAGGAAGGGUACACGUUGAAGAGCUUUCAAGGAAAGGAUAUCUACCGAUGCAUGUCGGAUGGGGAGUGGUCGCCCAAAGUCCCACCCGUUUGCAUGGGCAUCGAUGUCAGCAACACCAACGACCCUUUGGAACAAGUCAUGUGUCCCAGCCCUCCGUUGAUACCUUAUACUGAUUUCGAAAGAAUAGAGGGAUGGCUCACCUCCAAUGGUGCCAUCCAUGGAACAGUCUUAGAAUACAGUUGCAGGGUGGGUUACCGGGAUUCCCGAACACCCUGUCUACCGACCAGACGGACCUGUCAUGCUGGUCAAUGGAUAGGAAGGAAGCCCACGUGUGUCCCGUUUGACUAUUGCGAAAGACCUCCCAUCAUCAGCCAUGGCUUCAUGACCUCGAAUCCUGAUGACGCCUAUCAUGUGCUCUCUGAGGUGCUCUACCAAUGUCAUUUCGGCUACAGAAUGAAGGGAUCCAAGCUUUUGAAAUGCCAUGCGACCGGUUGCUGGAUGCCCAACGAACUUCCGGAAUGUGUUAGAGAAGACCUUUAUGACCCAGGAUGGAACACGUCAGACGGUUCAGAGAUGCCCCUGAUCCCCAUCCUAGUGUCCAUUUCCAUCGCUUGCUCCGGGAUUGCCGUCAUGACAACAAUUUGUAUGGUCAUUCUUUGCCGGAGGAAAGGAGGGCACGCCCCUUCUCCAUCUGGUCCCGCCCAUUGGUCAACAACAGUAACAGUCACUCCAGAAUGCUCUCGUCAACGAGAGACUCUUCGUAAUCGACAAGAGCAAGAUCGAAUGGCUUUGAUCGCUUUUGCCGAUGGGGUCCAACAAGUAACCCUGCCGAGCUACGAGGAAGCUCUUCGAGACUCGGCUGGCGUACCACAUUACAUUCCACAUUUGAUUCAUAAUGAGUACGAUAAUCCUUUAACAACAACCUCAACCAUCACAGCUCAGGCCGGAGGGAACGGGUCCAUGAACUCUGGUUAUCGACAUCUCGGGAUCUCGACCACAACAACAAGGAACAGUCGAGGAACCAAUGGUCAUCAUACUCGAAGGACCAGGCAACAUCCUAGUGGCGGUAGCAAUCACCGAUUUGAUAACUUGGAUGCAUUGUCACAACACUCAGUUCACGCCUGGCCCCCGCGCUCCUCCACUGGAGGACACCACAGAAGAAGACGAGAGAAUGAUGCCUUGAGCGACUCCGUCUCACACCAUUCCGUUAACCUAUGGCCAAGAAGCGGUGGCCACCAGUUACAACAUCAACCCACCAGCCUCCGAUCGUCGUCUGGAGGAUCAGCUUCGGCGUCCAUUGAAACUAUGGGAGGGUAUAGCUCAGAAAACACUCAAACGCAAACAACUUUAGCCAACGGUGAAACAUUCUCAAAUUCAACCAGUACCAGUCAAACCCCAUCUUGUCGAGCCUUGGCGGGCUCAUUGGCAUCUUUUGAUACCUCUUCGAUCGUCAACACUGAAGGUGUUCCAUUACUAGAAGAGCAUGAAUUGGAAACGGAAGCGAGUAACUCUACCGUAUCAGCAGGAGACACGGGAAGCGCCACCUACAGUGAGACCAGUUCCAAACACUGAUACCUCUUUGAAUUGUGUGCUGCAAGAGUUCUUUUUUUUCUGCUCAUUAAAAACAUUCGCAAAAUUGUUUUAUUAGCCCAAA
Tigriopus californicus is the source of this 2658-nucleotide messenger RNA. RefSeq names its product CUB and sushi domain-containing protein 3-like. The record is from RefSeq and is a predicted model, not a curated record. NCBI's taxonomy places the organism in Eukaryota, Metazoa, Arthropoda, Copepoda, Harpacticoida, Harpacticidae. The transcript has 7 exons. Bases 96 to 2576 code for a protein of 826 amino acids.